AUGGAGCUCGUCAAUCCUUACGACAAAUGUCUUGUGGCGGUCAAAAACCAAGAUGGAAACCUUGUUAGUCAUGCACCAAAGGAAUUAUCGAAGUUCUUUCAGAAGUUCCUAAACGAUUCUGGAGAACGUGAAGCAGAAUGCAUUGGAAAUAGGCUCAAUGCUGAGAAAGGAAAAGGGGUUGAAAUCCCUGUGGACUACAGACUUGUGGCCAAUGAGUCCUAUCUGGGAAGGCUCACGAUGAAAUUAUGGACGAAGGACUUUGCUGAUGAUAUCAACAUCAGUAAGAGUAAGAGUCAGCGGAUCACAGGAAGCUUAACAAGAUAAAAAAAACCCCUCAUUGGUCAUAUAUGUAUGAACAAUGAGUGUUUUUUAUCUUAUCUUUUAUAUAUAUAUAUCAGCCACAAGCAAAAACAAUUGAUAUGCUGUAUCUCAAGGAUCUAUCACUUUAAAGCAUUGCCCAUUGGGAGCUUACUUCGUUUUGAUAUUUUGCCAUUAUUUAUUUCAUUGGCAUACAUUUUUAUGUUUUAUAUUUAAUAUUUUGUGAUUCUUACAGAGUCAGAGAUGGUCAGAAAGCUUUCUUUGAUAUUAGUAGAGUGCCAUACUUGCAAAUACUUGAAGAAUUAUUUGAAUGGUAA
Molecule: messenger RNA, 635 nt
Organism: Pocillopora meandrina
Lineage: Eukaryota; Metazoa; Cnidaria; Anthozoa; Scleractinia; Pocilloporidae
Source: the annotation of a GenBank genome assembly